Molecule: messenger RNA, 2515 nt
Organism: Prunus persica (peach)
Lineage: Eukaryota; Viridiplantae; Streptophyta; Magnoliopsida; Rosales; Rosaceae
Product: disease resistance protein RPP5
Exons: 3
Coding region: 337-945 (202 amino acids)
Biological process (GO): defense response
Source: RefSeq, a predicted model, not a curated record
AAUGUCAAAGUAUUAGAUUAUCAUGAAGCUCUUGAGUUGUUCAGUUGGAAUGCAUUCAAAAGAAAUGUACCUCCGAGCGAUUAUGUGAAAGUUGCUAGACGUGCAGUAUACUAUGUUCAAGGCCUUCCACUAGCUCUAACAGUUUUAGGUUCUCAUCUAUGUGGUAGAAGCAUAGAUCAAUGGCAAGCGGCAUUAGAUAGUUACAAGAGAGUUCCUAACAAAGAGAUACAAGAGAUUCUCAAAAUAAGUUUCGAUGCAUUGGAAGAUAUUGUGAAAGAAAUUUUCCUUCACAUUGCAUGUUUCUUUAAAGGUAAAUAUGUACACUACGUGACACAAAUGCUAGAAUGCUGUGACCCUAUGAUUGGUAUUGAACUACUUGUAGAAAAGGCUCUCAUAACUAUAGAUGGAUGUCGGGUUUUGAUGCAUGACUUGCUAGAAGAAAUGGGUAAAGAAAUAGUUCGUCAAGAAUCGCCCAAUAAUCCAGGAAAGCGUAGCAGAUUGUGGCUUCACGAGGAUGUUGAUCACGUGCUGGCAGAAAAUACAGGAACAGAUACAAUUAAAGGCAUUAUGAUAAAGGUGCCUGAAUCAUAUAAUCAGAUAUGCUUGAAUGCUAAAAGCUUCUCAAAGAUGAAAAGUCUUAAUUUAUUUGUGAACUAUGAUGCGCACUUUUCUGGGAACAUUUAUUAUCUCUCAAACGAGUUGAGGUGGCUUGACUGGCCUGGAUGUUCUUUACCGUCUCUGCCAUCUAAUUUUCAUCCAAAGAAGCUUGCUGUGCUCAAUAUGCCUCAAAGCUGUAUCACCAGACUAUGGGAGGGAUUCAUGGUACUUAAAAGUAUUCAUUCAUUAUUUUUCUCAAACGCUUAUGCUGAAGCUUUCUUUGAAGCUUCAUUUGAUUCUCUUUCUUGUUGCACUGAAUUUGCCAAAGUUGACAUCUGUAAAUUUUGAAGGCUGUAAGUUCUUGGAGAAAAUCCCGGACUUUACUGGAGUCAUAAACUUAGAAAACUUGAAUCUAGAUUACUGUACAAGUUUAGUUGAGGUUCAUCCUUCCGUUGGAUUCCUCGAUAAACUUGUUAUGUUGAGUCUCAGGGGCUGCUCUAACCUCAUGAAGUUUCCAGCACAAAUAAGCUUGAAAUCUUUAGAAGUUAUGGAGCUGGGCAAUUGCUUUAGGCUUGAGAAUUUUCCAGUAAUUGUAGAAAAGAUGGAAUCCUUAAGAUAUAUGAAUCUACAAGGCACUGCCAUUAAAGAAUUGCACUCAUCAAUUGGAUAUCUCAUUGGGCUUGAAGAGUUGUACUUAUCAAAUUGUGAAGAUCUUACAACUCUGCCAUGCAGCAUUUAUGAGUUGCAAGAUCUAAAGGUUCUUGACUUGCAUUGCUGCAAGAGGCUUCGAGAAAUUCCAGAGCUUCCACCAAAGAUACGUUGGUUAGUUGCGAGUGAUUGUGAAUCAUUGGAAAGGUUUUCAAAAUUGUCAAAGAUAUUCAAACACAGAGAAGAAUCGCGGGGGAUUUAUUGGGUGAACCUGUCUAAUUGUUAUAGAUUGUGUUCUAAUCUGGGCUAUGGCGUGGCAAAGAUUGAAAAUGUUUUACUGAAUCAGGCAUCUUCCGAUCAUGACUCUGCAUUGACAUUGUACUUCCUGGAUAUGAGGUUCCGGAGUGGUUCCCCUGUCGUAAAUGUGAACUUCUUGUUGAAACCCCUCGAUAUAGGUGUGGUAUAUGUGAAUUUUCUUUUGAAAUUCCUGCAACAGUCCAAUGGGAGAGCACGGGAUUGGCUUUCUGUGCUGUUUUUAAGGUCGUACAGAAUAGUUUUACUGGUUUGCAUUUUGGAGCUACAAUUUCCAUCAGUGAUGUAUGCUUAGAGCGUGAUUAUGAGUUUUUUUCUUGUUCAAGAAAGACAACGUCUGCUCAUGUGUGGCUCAAGUAUAUUCCAUUAAGAACUUGGAAGAAGUCACAGAUAUUUGAAACGCAGCCUCGGUUUCGUCCUCAUACCUGUCGAGUUAGAUUUUACUUUGGGAGCAGCACACGACCAGUUUUGUUGAAAAGCUUAAGUGUUGACCUACUCCUAGUAUGCAACCAGGAUGAUUUCAACUACGGCAUGGCAGUCAAUCAUCAGCAAGAGGAGUUGCUUUCAGAGUCUUCGAAACCGAUGAAUCCUCAAAAGCAAAACCUACAACAAAGAGCCUCAGUUCUCAGGAAAAUCGAUGAUACUAACAUCGAACAUCAGCAAGAGCAACUGCCUAACUUGUCUUUGGAACCAACGAAUCCUCGAAAACGGAAGCAUAAUGAGGAACGAAGGCAUCAUAGAAAACAGAAGGAUGUUGAGGAUUAACCAUCCACUUCAACUUCACCAAUGAUCUAGUGGCUUGGUCUCUUAUCAUGGGCAACCAAUCGUUGGUUGUUUGUCACUCUCAGAAAUGAAAGCCUAUUCCAUCAGAAUGAUCUUAUUUUUGUGUGUGCUGAGGAUCUUCUUACAAAGUGGCACUCUAAAGCCUGCGUUUUGAAUUCAUUGAUAAUCUUUUGUU